CCUUGCAUCCGGACUUUGUUCAGGUUAAUCGAAAGGUGGCCCUGGACUUGCUCAAUGCAUACGCCACCAAAAUAGAUCCCUUCGAGAUAUUUGAGCACCUUCCCGAUGACAUGCCCAUGCCGCAAUUAGAAAAGUAUCUUGAUAAGUCGAUACGCAAAAAACUGGCCGACAAGCACCAGAUGCAGAUGACUUGCGGCCUCCUAGAGGCAGAGGUCAAUCGGUUAGAGGUCGCGCUACAGGCGCAGCGUAACAUAAGCUUCGAAAUAAACGAGUUCAGUGUGUGCCCCGAGUGUAAAAAGCGAUUUCCCAGUCAAUCAGCAUUCGUGCGCUACCCAAAUGGUCAAAUUGUGCAUCUAUCCUGCCACGAUCGCAUUGCAAGGGCGGCGGCUCAGCAAUGAUCUGGAGUAUACUUUUCCUGAUAGGUAAUUGAAAUAAAAAGUGCAGAAGCCGAUGUAACAGUGUACAAUGUAUAUAUACAGUAAAUAAUUGUUUUAAUGACAUGUAUACAAAUUGAUUCGAUAUAAAUAA
Molecule: messenger RNA, 528 nt
Organism: Drosophila serrata
Lineage: Eukaryota; Metazoa; Arthropoda; Insecta; Diptera; Drosophilidae
Gene: Vps39
Product: vacuolar protein sorting 39
Biological process (GO): autophagy; vesicle-mediated transport; intracellular protein transport
Cellular component (GO): membrane; cytoplasm
Molecular function (GO): protein binding
Source: RefSeq, a predicted model, not a curated record